This is a messenger RNA of Brassica rapa (field mustard), 581 nucleotides long. RefSeq names its product NHP2-like protein 1. Gene Ontology annotation, biological process: ribosome biogenesis. Lineage: Eukaryota; Viridiplantae; Streptophyta; Magnoliopsida; Brassicales; Brassicaceae. Gene Ontology annotation, cellular component: ribonucleoprotein complex; nucleolus. Gene Ontology annotation, molecular function: RNA binding. The record is from RefSeq and is a predicted model, not a curated record.
UUUGUUCUGUUUCGCUUGCAGACAGAAGAAGUUGUGAACUCGAGAGCAUAUCCUCUCGCAGAUUCUCAGUUAUCUAUAACGAUUCUUGAUCUCAUUCAACAAGCUGCUUACCACCAGCACGGUGCUAAUGAAGCUACGAAGGCACUUAAUCGUGGGAUCGCUGAGAUUGUGGUUAUGGCUACAGAUGUAGAUCCCCUGGAUAUUCUUCUUCAUCUUCCUUUACUAGCAGAAGAUAAGAAUGUUCCGUAUGUGUUUGUGCGUUCAAAACAAGCUUUGGGAAGAGCAUGUGGUGUAUCAAGAUCCGUUAUUGCUUGUUCUGUCAUAUCAAACGAUGAAGGAGGUCUGUUGGAAAAACAAAUCGAGCAUCUCAAGGAUGCUAUUGAGAAGCUUCUCAUCUAAAAAAAAACUCAAUCUCUAAUUGAUUGCUCAGUAUGAUGGGUCUCCGUGUAUGUGAAGGCUUUGACUGAAGUUUUGUUUAUAAGCAAAUACCAAAUCAAAAACCGUCCAUAUUCCUAUCUCUUUUACUUCUAAUUUGUUGUAACGUAUAAUAACACCACAUUGAUAAUUGAUACAUUUUAUAU